Messenger RNA from Brassica napus (rape), 4924 nucleotides. RefSeq lists its product as uncharacterized. NCBI's taxonomy places the organism in Eukaryota, Viridiplantae, Streptophyta, Magnoliopsida, Brassicales, Brassicaceae. The coding region runs from base 3466 to 4644 and encodes 392 amino acids. The transcript is spliced from 5 exons. The record is from RefSeq and is a predicted model, not a curated record.
UUGUAUUUAUCCCUGUCAUAUGUGCAGGAUUUGAUUGGUGUAAUAUUUUUUUCGGUGGGCUUGCCACGGUUUGCUACGAUCAGAUUCGUGGCAAUCACUUUUUUUAUUUUUUUUCUGUCCGACUAAUAUAUAUUAAUAUUAAUUCUCGAUAGCCACGAUUAAAACGUAGCAAAACGUAGGAGUGUUUGCUACGAAUUGCCGCGCUAAAGAUACCCACGAUUAUUUAGUAGCAAUUUCGUGGCUAGCCCUUGCCACGAAUAUAUCUGUAACAAUUUCGUAGCAAGGUUUGCUACGUAUAUAUACGAUUUGCCACGUUUUUAUUUUUCGUAGCAUUUUGUAGGUGGAUCGUAGCUUUUAUGUUUUUGCCACGAAAUUCGCGUGGCAUUUUCGUGGCUAUGACCCUGUUUUUUACCAGUGAAAGCGAGAGCCUAGUGGUUCGUUUAUAAGUGUUUAGCUCUACAAUAUCAUGCAUGCAACAUGUUAGGCAUCUAUAGGAUUAUGUUCCUAAUUUCCUGAAUAAAAACCUUAAGUCUAGCUAUUUCCUUUUAAGCACCAAAACCUCAACCAAUCAAUCGAGCAAUUACUUGUUCAAACAACUGCAACUUUACAUUUAAAUCACUAAACCACCUUACUUAACAAAUCCAAUUAGAUUUAUUUGGUUCCCUAGCUCCUUGUAGAUUCGAUCCCUAAGUACUACAAUUGAACCUCUUAUUUGAGAGAGUAAAAUCACUCCUUAGGAUAAUGUGAGUGAUAGCAGUGUGUUGAUCGCUUCUUGGUGGCCCCCGUUUUGUCUUUCAGUUUGUUUCGCUGAUUGACGGGAUGAUCAGCGAAUGCGGAUCGGAGGUCAAGCAUCUCGCUAAGGAGUUAGAGGAGUCGAGAGAAAAGUUUUCCAGCUUGAAGGGAAGUUGAAGGUCAUCGAGGAUACUCAUUCUCUCGAAGAGGCUCGGUUUGAGUCUAGGAUCAGCGAGCUUGAGUGGGAUCUUGGGAAGACUGCAAGCUCUUUGCUUAAGGCGAAAGAGGCAAAGGCAUCCAAGUCUUCGGAGUUGCGUCGGCUGAAGCGCAAGGUCAAGAGUGGAGAGGGAUCAUCGGAUUGCACGAUCGGAGAGGCCAAGGAAGUCAUGCGCGCUGAGUUUCUGACCCGUCUGGCGAGGAUCGCUGAUUCCCUUGACUCCCUAGCGGCCAUCCACGUCCGAGAUUUGGCCUUGGCCGGGGUCGAGGGAGGGACGAACGAGGUCGGUGAGGCACCUCUGUCUCUGCGAGCCGAAGGGGCCAUGCACUACAGGAAAUGUGGGUAUUAAUAGCGUCGUAGCAUAGCGUUUUUUGCUUCUCUGCUAUUGCAUAUAAACACGGGCCUUUAUAAUAGCGUUUUUGAAAUGUAUAAGCUAUCUUUGUAGUCGCGGGAAAAUAAAAUAAUUCAGCCGCGUUAAUUUGGUAAGUGGAGGCGCCUUACCAUUGCAAAUCAAAAACUAAAUGCUAUCGUAUAUGAAAAAAUAUAUUAAAAAUAACUUAAGUAUUAAUCGAAACCGAGACUUCAUUCUCUUCACUUCACUCUCUUCACAUUCCUCAAAAUCAAAACCGACUCAUCGAAGUUCUUCAGAGUUCUCUCUAGUCGAAGCUUCAAUUGGUAUGAGUUUCGGUUUGAUUCUGAGUUUAGAAUAGAGACUGGUUCUCUCGAGUCGAAUCUCUUUGAUUUUGGGUUUCUCUUUGAUUCAAAUCUCUUUUCACAUGCAUGUCCGCGUUAACACAUGAUUCGAUUUUGAUUGUGGGUUUCGAUUAGGUUUUGAAUAUGAUUGUGGGUUUCGAUUAGGUUUUGAAUAUGAUUGUGGGUUUCAGUUUGAUUUUGAAUAUGAUUGAAGGUUUCGAUUUGAUUUUGGGUUUAGAUUUUUUGAUCGAAUGGCUUGAUUUGAUUUUGGAAUUGUUUAUCAGUUUCAGAAAUGGCAAAGACAAGAGGACAAGUUGGUUCUCGUCGGAGUAGACGUAAUCAAGGCUUGGAGGUAGUAGAUCAAGAGGACAAGGAACCGCAACUAAAAGUGAAGAAAAGAACAGCAAAGAAAACAGCUUCCCCUAAAAGAAUUUAGUUUUAACGCCAACGAGAAGAAGUAGUAGAAUCAAGAAAGUGGCUUCUGAAGAUGAUUACAUAGAAGAUGUAACACCAUCUGACGAUGAUGAGGUAGAAGAUGUUACACCUCCUAAGGAUGAUGAAGUACAAGAUGUAACACCUACUCAGGAUGAUGAAGUAGAAGAUGUAACACCCGAAGAUAAGGAUGAUCAGGCUGAGAAGUCAAUGUCUGAAGAAGAUAAAGACGAUGAAGAGGAUGUCAAUGGGAAAGAGGAUGAAGAAGAUGGCGAUGUCAAUGGGAAAGAGAAUGAAGAAGAUGGAGAUCUCAAUGGGAAAGAGAAUGAAGAAGAACCGGCCAAUAUGGAAGAUGAUGGAGUUCUUAAUGAGAAAGGGAACGAAGAGGAAGCUUGCGAAGAAGAAGCUCGCGAUAUGGAAGAAGAUGGCACUGCGCAAGAUGAUGAGAUUCCUAGUACUGAAGGAGUUGAGCUAGCAGGGGAGGAAGUUCAAAAAAAAAUAAAAGAGGACCUACAAAGUUGCGUAGAGUGGCUGAAAAUCCCAAUGAUAAGAUUAUGGUCACAUUCAAUGACAUUGGUGAGCAUGUUGGACCUGGUUCAGUAACCCUAUCGUCGUUUCUUGGUCCUCUUGUGAGGGAACAUGUUCCGGUUACACUUGCCGAUUGGAGAAAACUUGAUGCAGCGACUAAAGCAACAAUGUGGGAAGAAAUUCAGGGGAGGUUUAACUUGCAAGAAGAGUGGCAGAAAGCUGUUAUUUUCAAGCAGCUGGGAAAUGUGUGGAGGGCUGGGAAGUCGAGGCUGGUGUCACAAGUACGUGUGGCGAAGACUGCAGCUGAGAGAAUAGCUUUAAAACCGAGCAACAUCCCAUCCCUUCAACUGUGGAACACUUGGGUUAAGAGUAAGACUACCAAAUCUUUCACAGUGAGUUAUCUACAACUAAGUAAGUUUCAUCCUUAAAGGUCAUGUCUGAUGGAUAUAAUCAAUGUCAUAUUUAUAUUGUAGGAAACGAGUAACAAGUACAGAGCGAUGAGAAGAAAUCAGAUUCCUCACACCACCAGCCGCAAAGGAAUGCUUCGUUUAGCUGAUGAUAUGGUAAAAGAGUAGUCAAACAUCUACAUAUUGUACAUCAGCUUGUUAGAUUAAAAUGGUAGUGAGAUAUGUUUGUUUUCAUAUAGAAAAAAAAGAGUAAAGACCCAAGUAAGGUGAGUAGAUCCAAGGUUUGGAUUGCGGGACACACUCAUGCUGAUGGCAGACCUGUGAAGCCCCAGUUUGCUGAGACUAUUGUAAGCAUUAUGGAAGUUGUAUAUUGUGUAUAGUUAAUAGACUAUGGCAAUGAAUGAUUUUGUGUUUAAAUGAUUGUAUCAGGAACAAAUACAGUCACUUGACAGUCGGAUGGACUCCACAUCAGCUGCUGAUAACAUAAGGGAAGAUGCUGUGAGCAAGGUUUUGGGAAAAGACAAACCUGGACGAGUAAGGGGCUUUGGUAGAGGGAUUACAGCUAAUAAGCUAGCAUAUCUGCAAUUUAGAGACGCUAAGAUUGCAGAAAUGAAAAGUGAGAUUGAAGAGUUAAAGGGGAUGGUGCGAGAAUUAGCUGAGAAGAAGAAAAGUAAUGUUGAUGCUGAAACAUCUGAGAGUAGUGGUGGAUUCAAAGAAGGAGUCAGAGUACAAAUACUGGAUUGGAUUGAAUCAGAGGAUGUUGUUGUUGGUGAAGGAGAAUUCUGCUCUGCUGAACCGAAGUACAAAAUUGGUCGUAUACCAAUUGGUCCUAAUGCAGUGGCUAUCGUAGUUAAGUAUGCACUAAGCGCAUCAGCUUCACUCUGGAGGCCUACUACGGAUGUGUUAACUCUUGAUGAAGCUGUGGGAUACAAGAUAUCUUGGCCAAUGGAUAAAGUGAUUUUGGAUAAGGAUCCAAACUGUUCUGAAGAUUUAUCUAUGCAAAGCAAGGAAGGUGAAUAUCGAAGAUGCAAGAUAUAUGAUUGGACCAAUGAUGAGGACGAGGUCAUUGCUGAAGGUCUCGUGUGCUCUUCAAAAUCCAAAGACAUGGUUAACAACAUACCUCUGGGUCCCAAUGCUGUUAGUGUCGAAGUAGUGAAGGUGUUCAAUGAUCAAGCAUAUUUGUGGAGGCCAACCGCUGAUAUGUUCUUGAUUGGUGAUGCACUUAGCGAGAAAAUAGCAUGGCCAGUCCUAAAGGUUGAAGUCAUGCCUACACCCGCUACAGAAGUAACACCAACUAAAUGUGCAGGGAAGAAAAUAGCAUCACCUUCGAAGCCAGCCAAGAAAAAAGCAGUGAGUCCAGGCAGCACUAGUUCGACCAGAAGUCCGAAGCAGAAGUGCACUCUCUUGGAUUGCAACAACUCUGGACGUAAGGUAGCUGAAGGAAGGGUAGCUUCAACGGAUCCGAAUGAGUUGUGCCACUUUGUACCCCUAGGUCCAAAUGCAAGCAAGGUGUGGAUUGAUGUGGCUAAGAUCGGUGAUGCAAAAGUCUGGAGGCCAAAUUCAGAGAUUGAAUACAUAUCUGAUGCAAUGGGUUCGGUUGUGGCAUGGCCAAAUGACAAAAUCAAGUUUGUCUAAAAUUGUCGUCUGAAACAUUUUUCAAGUUGGUUCUCAUCGGCUAUGUAUUUCUAGUGUGUGAUCGAAUGUUUAGGUACUUUUUUACUCGGUUGAAAUCAUGUACGAUAUUAUGUAACAGUUAGCAGAGAAAAAAACAAAAAUUAUGUGUUAUAUUAUGAUAUAAGGUUAUGUGUGAAAAUGUUUAGCUUGUUAACCCCUAUACCCUUAAGUGCAUAAUUUUACAUUAAACCAUAAGCUUUAAAAAUUAAAUCCACAGACGGGAAGACCAAAAAUUAAAAUC